UCUGUCGUCUCGGUCAUUUCGCAGCAUCCUGUCGGACAGAUCUGAGCUUUUCUUGUCUCCUCUCUCCCUUCGAUCCGCUUACCACAACGCUUCGCCCUGUGGUGUUUUUUUUCUCCCUCUUUCUUCGCGUUGUUCCCGACUUGGACCCCCCGCCGCUGCACCGCGUCGCAGGCCCCCCAAGACCGUCCCCGGCGCUCCCAAGGCUCGGACAAAGGCCAGCUGUCGUUGGCGCAGUCACGUGCCCCGCGAGUACCCACUGUCGCUGACGGGCUACGGCUUAGUUGGCCUGAGUUUGACGAGAGCGCGGGUGCGUGUGUGCGUGAGAGAGAGUGGGUGCCGGUGUGCGUGUAUGCGUGAGUGUGCGUGUCCGUCUCUGUGCGUGUGCGUGUUGCGUGUAGAGCGAGAGAGACGCAGAAAGAGAGAGAGAGAGAGAGAGUGUGUGUGUGUGUGCGUGCGUGUCUGUGUCUGAGUACACCCGCAAGCGCUCUGCCCGUCUGCUGCUUGCGUUCCUCGCUGCCACACCGAAACCCACCAUACCACGACCCUCCCCCCCCCGGCCUGGCCUUUCUCCAGUACACCAAAAAAGCACGCAAAUUCCCUUGCUGCUUCAGACAGCACCGAAUCACAACCACAACCACCUCCCUUCCUCCCUCUCGAUCGCCGCCGUGACCAUGGACGUCAACGCGGUGCUUGAGGCCACGCUCUCGCCGAAUGACGAAAUUCGAAAGAACGCAGAACUGCAGCUCACCCAAGCUGCCGAACAGGAUUUUUCCGGAUAUCUCACACAUCUCUCCAAUGAGCUCGCCAACGAGCAGGCGAGCCCUACGAUCCGCCAGGCCGCCGGUCUGGCUCUCAAAAACUCGUUCACAGCCCGAGAGGUAGGCCGGUUGCGGCAAGUGCAGGAGCAGUGGCUUUCGCAGGUCGACCCCAACGUCAGGCAAAAUGUGAAGCUGCUCGCGCUCAAGGCCCUGGCGUCCGAGAACUCGGCCGUGGGCAGGACCGCCGCUCAGUUCGUGGCCGCCAUCGCGGCCAUCGAGGUGCCGCGGAAUCAGUGGCCGGAGCUGAUGCAGACGCUGGUCGAGAACGUGGGCACGGGCGCGGACAAGCAGAAGCAGGCGUCUCUGACGGCGAUAGGAUUCAUCUGCGAGACGGACGACGUCGAUCUGCGCGAGAGCCUGCAGCACCACUCCAACGCCAUCCUCACCGCCGUCAUUCAGGGUGCCCGGAAGGAGGAGCCGAACAACGACGUGCGGGACGCCGCCAUCACCGCGCUGAGCGACUCGCUGGAGUUUGUGCGGUCCAACUUUGAGAACGAGGGCGAACGCAACUACAUCAUGCAGGUCAUCUGCGAGGCCACCCAGGCCUCGGACACGCGGGUGCAACAGGGCGCCUACGGCUGCUUGAACCGUAUCAUGGGCCUGUACUACGACAAGAUGAAGUUCUACAUGGAGAAGGCUCUCUUUGGCUUGACGGUGCAGGGCAUGCGCAGCGAAGAGGAGGACGUCGCCAAGCUCGCCGUCGAAUUCUGGUGCACCGUUUGUGAAGAGGAGAUCUCGAUCGAGGAUGACAACACACAGGCACAAGCCGAGGGCUCGACCGAGCUGCGGGAGUACUGGAACUUUGCGCGAAUCGCGACGGGCGAGGUCGUGCCGGUCCUGCUGGAGCUGCUGGCCAAGCAGGACGAGGACGCCGCGGACGACGAGUACAACAUCUCGCGCGCUGCCUACCAGUGUCUGUCCCUAUGGGCCCAGACCGUGGGCAACGUGAUCAUCGCCCCAGUGCUGCAGUAUGUGGAGAAGUUCCUGCGCGCCGAGGACUGGCACCACCGUGACGCUGCCGUCUCGGCAUUUGGCGCUAUUCUCGAAGGCCCCGAGGAGAAGAUGCUCGAGCCCAUCAUCAAGCAGGCUCUUCCCAUUCUCAUUGCCAUGAUGGACGACCCCGUCAUCCAAGUCAAGGACUCGGCCGCCUAUGCGUUGGGACGAGCGUGCGAGUGCUGUCCCGAGGCCAUCGAGCCUGCUGCUCAGCUGCAACCACUCAUCACCGCCCUGUUCAACGGUCUCGCCAGCCAUCCGAAGAUGGCGGCGUCUUGCUGCUGGGCACUGAUGAACCUCGCCGAGCGCUUUGCCGGCGAGCCAGGCUCGCAGGAGAACGCUCUCACCCCACACUUCCAGGCUAGCGUUGCCGCGCUUAUGCAGGUCACUGCCCGUCCAGAUGCGGACGCGUCGCUUCGCACGGCCGCGUACGAGGUGCUCAACUCGUUUAUUACAAAUUCGGCUGGCGACAGCUUGCCUCUGGUCGCUCAAUGCUCGGACGAGAUCCUCAACCGACUCGAGAAGACGAUCCCCAUGCAGUCCCAGGUCGUCAGCGUCGAGGACAGGCUAACGCUCGAGGAGAUGCAGACCAGCUUGAUCAGCGUUGUCAUCGCCAUCAUCCAGCGCCUCGAGGUCGAGAUUCGACCCCAAGCAGACCGCAUCAUGCAGAACUGCCUCGCUCUGCUCAACUCCGCCGGGCCCAAGUCAAGCGUUCCAGACGCGGUCCUCUCGGCCGUGGGUGCGCUUGCGAACUCCCUUGAAGAAAGCUUCCUGCCCUACAUGGAUGCCUUUGCCCCCUUCCUGUACAAGGCUCUCGAAAACCAAGAGGAGCCCAGCUUGUGCUCCAUGGCCAUCGGCCUCGUGUCCGACAUCACUCGUGCCCUCAACGAGAAGGUGCAACCGUACUGCGACGACUUCAUGAACCGACUGCUCCACGCGCUCGGCUCCCAGACGCUGGGCAACACUUUCAAACCCGCCAUUCUGCAGUGCUUCGGCGACAUCGCGCAGGCUAUCGGCGGUGCCUUCGAAACCUAUCUGUCCGUCGUCGCCUCCGUCCUCAGCCAGGCGGCGGGUGUCAGUCUCGGAGGUUCGUCGUCCUUUGAGAUGCUGGACUAUGUCAUCUCGUUGCGCGAGGGCAUCAUGGACGCGUGGGACGGCAUCGUGGUCGCGAUGAAGGUUGGUGGCAAAGUAGCGCUGCUUGAGCAGUAUGUAGAGCCGAUCUUCGCGCUGCUGAAGACCGUGUGGCAAGAUCAGAACCGAAGCGAGCCUCUCAUGAGGAGUGCGAUGGGCGUCAUCGGCGAUCUCUCCGAGGCCUUCCCGAAUGGCCAGCUUGCAAACCGAUUCCGUGAAGACUGGCUCACGCUCAUGGUGAAGGAGGUGCGCCUCAACCGCGAGUACAGUGACCGCACGAUCCAGACCGCUCGUUGGGCGAAGGAUCAGAUCAAGCGACAGAUUGGUAGGUUGAACAGCUUUCUCCAGUACUAUCGACCACACCCCUUGUAUUCCGCUCGCAAUCUCAGGGACGGGUCAUCUUUCCUUCAAGGCGACGUCGACAUGCUCUUCUAAAGGGGAGCAGUCUCUCGGCUUCAACUCUUCUCAACCACACCAAAUCCACCCAAUCGUCAAGCAUCAUCUACUGACCAGCGUUUUCUUUUUAAUCCACAACAGGCGGGGUUUCGGGCACCAUGUCUUAAGAAACCCUUUUUGCGCACUCCAGUUCCCCCACCCCUCCGUCAAUAUUGCUAGCCUUUGCUAGCGUGGACACUCAUACACAGGGAUGAAAGCACAGUCUAUCGAGCUUGGCCGAACGGAAGAUUUCUCGGUCGACUGAACAGUUUCUGGUCCACCAAGCUAUACGACGCACCUAGCCUCCCUCGCCGUACAUCGCCGCCGACCAACUCGAUUGUCGCACUGGCCGACCUGGAUCGAACCUGCGUCGUCAUGCGCGUUGACUCCGAACCGCCCCGAACCGUCCCUCGCCGCCGCCUGAGCCCCGAUCGUCGCCGCCACCGCCCACUCGUCCCGCUCGAUGCCGCACGCCUUCACGCCUCAUAGCACCUUCACCGCACCCGCGUCUUGAUAUUGCCGCCGCCGGAGAGGCACGGCAUCCGUCCCCAACCCGCAAAGCUCUUCGCUACGCUCCUCUCACCUGGAUCACAACGCCCCAGCACGUUAACGCGAGGCACACACGUAUCCGGAUACGUAACACCGGAGCAACCCCACACUCAGCAAACAGCACUAGCACAGUACGCAACACGCAAUAUGAACAGCAUAGACGGGAGAUGGGACCCUUUUUUUUCGCCUUUCUUUUUUUUUGGUCUUGCAAAUCACUUCCAUCACAUUUUGCCCUUGCACGAAGAUUCCCCCAUUCCCCUUUCCCUUGGCCCCCAACCAAAGCGACUUCGACCACUGUUCGGUUUUUAAUCACAUUCACCAUCAACACUGCCCACGUGUAUAAAUAGCAUCUGAAAGAAGGCUCCGGUUUUCCUCUGCUCUGGGAUCUUUGGGUGGCGUUUUUUCUUUCCAGCUUUUUUUUUUCUUUUUCCUUUCUCAUGUCUUGUCUGGGGUCUAUGGAGGCUUUGUGGUGGUGAACUCUGGAAGAGUGAGGGGUAUAAAAAUGGGAAAGAAGGCUGGUUGUCACAGCCUUCUGCAAUUAGAGCGGUGGUGUCGGAGAGGAGGUGCUGGAAAUGUGACGUUUUUUCUUUCCCUUCCCCCCCUUUUUUUUCUUUAAUUUUACAAUUCAAUCCCAUGACAUAUAUUUUAGACCAGAAGAUGCCAAGACCAAAGGGCUCCUGUUUU
Molecule: messenger RNA, 4610 nt
Organism: Verruconis gallopava
Lineage: Eukaryota; Fungi; Ascomycota; Dothideomycetes; Venturiales; Sympoventuriaceae
Exons: 5
Coding region: 672-3377 (901 amino acids)
Biological process (GO): protein import into nucleus
Cellular component (GO): cytoplasm; nucleus
Molecular function (GO): small GTPase binding; nuclear import signal receptor activity
Source: RefSeq, a predicted model, not a curated record